Amoebophrya sp. A25 is the source of this 595-nucleotide messenger RNA. The record is from the annotation of a GenBank genome assembly. Lineage: Eukaryota; Dinophyceae; Syndiniales; Amoebophryaceae.
CAGAUAAAACUCAAAAGAAUGGAUGUUUCUGUAAGGCCCCCAGCAUAUUAAAAGAUGUUCCAAAAUUUCCUUUCGAAAGUUCGAUAUUUGUCGAACUUCACCUUCGACGAGAACGAGACUGCGUAUACGACUGGUGUGUGGAAGGUUUACGAUGGGGUUCGAAAAGCAGACAAUUCUAAGUGCUCCAUCUUCAUCGCCCUCGAUGAGCACAAGACUCUCGCGCAGAAUGCUGUGCAGGCGCUCAAGACGCUGCGACAUCCGUAUAUUAUCAAGGUAUUCUACUUGGAUAAGAUUCCAUCGCGUUUUCCCUAUCCUAUGUUACUAGAAGGACGGUGGGAUCUCAUGGCAUUGGCAUCUUUACUGUCGUCGCCUUCCAUUGAUUAUGAACAACACUUCUACCAUCAAGAUUGUUUCCUGAUCACAUCACAGGUUCUCGAGGUGGAACCAAAAUGCCAAGCAACAGGGCGCGUCUACCUUGUUACGGAGCGCGUGCGACCGUUCGCAGCACGCGAUGCUUCAAAUAAAAGCGCACACGUUUGGGGCGCGUAUCAGAUGUGUGCAGCAGUAGCGUUUCUGCACCAAAGCGGUAGAGCGC